AAAAAUCCCUCCACAAGGAAAAAUUGGAUAAGCCGUGAACCCAGCAACACGAUCACUCUACCCUCCCUGCACUUGUAGCUUGAAUUCUAACACCGUAAAUGGAGACGGAUGGAGGGGCUCUGCGGGAGCAGUGGAGGCUGUAUGAGGCGUACAACGAGCUGCACGGGCUGGCGCAGGAGCUGGAGACCCCAAUCGAUGCCCCCGCAGUGCUGGUUGUCGGCCACCAGACCGACGGCAAGAGCGCCCUCGUUGAGGCCCUCAUGGGUUUCCAAUUCAACCAUGUCGGCGGCGGCACCAAGACCCGCCGUCCCAUCACUCUCCACAUGAAAUACGAUCCUUUAUGCGACCUCCCUGUCUGCCACCUAGUCUCGGAAGAUGAUCCCACAGUCUCCCACGAGAAGUCCCUCCCUGAAAUUCAGGCGUACAUUGAGGCUGAAAACAUGAGAUUGGAGCGCGAAUCAUCGUUUCAGUUCUCUGCUAAGGAGAUAAUCGUCCGGGUUGAGUACAAGUACUGCCCCAACCUCACUAUUAUUGACACGCCUGGGCUUGUUGCUCCUCCCCCAGGUCAAAAAAAUCGAGAGUUACAGAGUCAAGCUCGUGCGGUGGAGUUGCUGGUGCGAGCAAAAAUGCAGCAUAAAGAGUUUAUAAUACUAUGUCUUGAGGACUGCAGUGAUUGGAGCAAUGCAACUACUAGAAGGGUGGUCAUGCAAAUUGAUCCAGAGCUUUCAAGGACUGUUAUAGUCUCAACCAAGCUCGACACAAAAAUACUCCAGUUUGCACGCGCCUCAGAUGUGGAAAUCUUCCUUUCACCACCUCAAGGCACUCUUGAUGGCCUUAUAUUGGGCGACUCUCCCUUUUUUACGUCUGUGCCUUCUGGAAGAGUUGGUUCUGGACAUGAUUCAGUUUACAGAUCAAAUGAAGAGUUUAAACAGGCUGUCUCUCUAAGAGAAGUGGAAGAUAUUGCAUCGUUGGAGGGGAAGCUAGGAAGGUCACUCACAAUGCAAGAAAGAAGUAGAAUAGGUGUAACCAAACUACGAUUAUUCUUGGAGAAAUUGCUGCAGAAAAGGUAUAUGGAAAGUGUUCCUUUGAUCAUUCCACUUCUUGAAAAGGAGUUCCGCAGUACAACUAAAAAGCUGGCUGAAAUAAAUAGGGAACUCAGUACUUUGGAUGAAGUAAAGUUGAAGGAGAAAGUACUGGCUUUUCAUAAUAUGUUCUUAACAAAGUUGUCCUCACUGCUGAGAGGGACAGUCAUUGCUCCCCCAGAUCAAUUUGGUGAAACAUUGCAAGAUGAGAGAAUCAGUGGAGGGCCUUUUGUUAGUAUUGAUGGUCUUCAAUUCCCACACAAGCUCAUACCUAAUGCAGGGAUGCGCCUGUAUGGAGGUGCACAGUAUCAUCGUGCUAUGGCUGAAUUCCGCUUUGUGGUUGGAGGAAUUAAGUGUCCUCCAAUCACUCGAGAAGAAAUUGUAAAUGCGUGUGGAGUUGAAGAUAUUCAUGACGGAACAAAUUACUCCAGGACGGCUUGUGUAAUAGCUGUUGCAAAGGCUCGUGACACAUUUGAACCUUUUCUUCAUCAGUUAGGUUGUAGACUCUUGCACAUUCUGAAGAGAUUGCUUCCUAUUGCUGUCCAUCUUCUUCAGAGAGAUGGUGAAUAUCUAAGUAGGCAUGAGGUGUUUCUCAAACGUGUUGCUUAUGCCUUCAACAACUUUGCAGAAUCUACUGAAAGAGCAUGCCAUGAAAAAUGCAUGGAGGAUUUAGUAAGCACAACCCGCUAUGUCACAUGGUCUCUCCACAAUAAGAAUCGAGCUGGACUGCGUCAAUUUUUAGAUUCAUUUGGUGGAACAGAGCAGUCCACUGUGGGCGAAAAUUCAACACCCGCUCAUCUUUCCCAAGGUAUGAUCCUUGCAUCAGUUGCAAAGGAGAAGAAUGAAACUAAGUCAAGGGCAGAUGUGAAGCUUAGUCAUUUAGCCUCAGGAGUUGAAUCAAGUGCUUAUACACAAUCUACAGAAACAAGGCUGACUGACCUCUUAGACAGCACGCUCUGGAAUCGCAGACUUGGGCCUUCAUCUGAAAGGAUUGUUUAUGCUUUAGUACAACAUAUAUUUCAUGGCAUAAGAGAAUACUUUUUGGCCUCUACGGAAUUAAAGUUUAACUGCUUUCUUCUAAUGCCAAUUGUUGACAAGUUACCUGCCCUCCUCCGGGAGGACAUUGAAUCUUCAUUUCAAGAUGACUUGGAUGCGGUAUUUGACAUCAGCAAUCUGAGUUACUCAUUGGGCCAACGGAAACGAGAUACAGAGAUUGAGCUGAGAAGGGUUAAGAGGCUCAAAGAGAAAUUCAAACAGAUACAUGAGCAGAUGAAUAUGCAUCAAAUUGUUUCAAAACCAAUUCCAAAUUCCACCGAAUGAUUUCCAAAGGGACCGGUCAAACAAAUGAGCAAGAGCUUUACUACAGUUCAAGAUCUGAUCAAGGAAGGGAAAGGGCGUUGGAAUAUUCAACUUCUUGAUAAACUCUUCAGUAGGCAAACUGUUGAGCUUAUGCUGCAUCACCUGUUCCCUAGUGAUCUUGCUUCAGAUAGAAUUACAUGGACUGCAGCUAAGGAUGGAGAUUUUCCUGUGAUUUCUGCUUAUGAUCUUCAAGUCCUUGCAUGUCUGUUAUUCUUGCAAUUAACUCAUCUUCAAAAGUUGAUUGGAGAUUGAUAUUUGUUAGCCAUGGAGCUCUUCCAUUAGCCUGAGCCCCAACUCACCCUUACACCUAGAGGAACAAACGUUUUCCCGCCACUAAAUUGAGGGACAUUUCCUGAUUUGCUUGAUGGCCCAAAAAAAUCAUAAUAAUCUGCAUAUUUGGGGAAUGAAGGUAUUCAUUCCAUAACAGGGAAAAGCUGCCACCACAAAAUCGAGAAGCUUU
This is a messenger RNA of Tripterygium wilfordii, 2901 nucleotides long. RefSeq names its product dynamin-like protein ARC5. Gene Ontology annotation, cellular component: cytoplasm; membrane; microtubule. The transcript is spliced from 18 exons. The coding region runs from base 99 to 2402 and encodes 767 amino acids. NCBI's taxonomy places the organism in Eukaryota, Viridiplantae, Streptophyta, Magnoliopsida, Celastrales, Celastraceae. The record is from RefSeq and is a predicted model, not a curated record. Gene Ontology annotation, molecular function: microtubule binding; GTPase activity; GTP binding.